AUGUUCAGGGUCAGCGUCUUCACGUCUUUGAGGGACGUGGCUGUAAUGGCCAUUGUCAGUUGCCGAAAGCCGCUAAGUAUUGAAUCCCAGGCUUGCACCACUUCACUUUUCGACAUUGACACAGGACCUCCCUCGCCAAUACCCAUGAGAGCGAGCCCUUCCCCCUCUAGUUGUCUCGUUCUUCUAAGCAAGUCCUCUAAACGGCCUUCCAUUGUAGAACGAGACUUUGACAGUGCAGCAUCUGGGACGCGUGACAGGCCGACCGCACGGCCAAAGCCUAUCGCUUCUCGUAGCGGACGUUUCUCCACCGCUUCCUUCUCUGCAUUCGCUGCCUGGGCAAUAUCCCUCCCAAUCCUCGACGACCAGUCCCGGGCAGAUACAGUGGAGCCACUCCCUUCGCUAGUAAACCUCUGCUCUCGCUGCGCCCUUCUAUCUUGUUCCUCUCUCGUCAGCGCAGGUCUUUGGAUGGUCGAAUCGUAUUGUCGAAAGGAGCGCGGGCGGCCUCUUCCGCGGGCACCUCUACGCCAAGACCCCGUACCUCUCCGCCAGUGUCCUUCCUCACGUUGGUCAUCCCCGCCGCGAUACAUGUGUGGAGGAGUCGCUCCCCUUUGGAUUCUUUUGCAGACGCAUCCACAGAGCGCGAGGAAUCGCUACUUUGCAGUUGCCGCAAAAAGAUAG
Messenger RNA from Chondrus crispus (carragheen), 678 nucleotides. RefSeq lists its product as hypothetical. NCBI's taxonomy places the organism in Eukaryota, Rhodophyta, Florideophyceae, Gigartinales, Gigartinaceae. The record is from RefSeq and is a predicted model, not a curated record. The transcript has a single exon. Bases 1 to 678 code for a protein of 225 amino acids.